UCAUACAAGGCCAUUUACCAUGUUCUCAGGAACCCCCAUCGUGUAUCCCCUUUGUGGAGAUUGAAACAGGGAGAAACAAUUGUCGUCAGCUUGUCCUCCAUGUAUAUAAUUCUGGAUCACGUCGCUUUGGAAUGCUGAUUCUCCAGGGCCGACAUCUUUCCAGCACCGUCAAUUCGUUUAUUGAAUCAGAGGUUUCCAUCCCCGGACAACCCCAUUUCUUUCUUUCUUUCUCUUCUUCUAUCUUUUCAAUACUCGCAAUCAUGCGCUCCACGCUCUCUUCUUUGGCUACGGCCCUUCUUGUUGUUUCUUCUUGUGCGCCGGCACUCGCAAAUCCACUCGCUCGAAUCCUCAACGAGAGGCAAGCUAGCAAUGCUUCCGACGUUUGUGUCGAGGAUGAAUACUAUACCGCUCUGCACCAAGAUGCUGCAGAGGCCAGUCCAUUCUGUAGCUCCUACAUUUCAAUUCCUGUCGUGACAUCGACUUUGCCAUAUACUGUUCAGGCUCCUCAAUCGUAUGGCAUUUUCCCAUGAAAUCUUUUAUUCUGCUUGCUAGAAUCAUGUUUCUAAUGAGUUAUUAGUCGGACGACGACGACAACCACGCGGACAACCACUGUUCCGCUC
Messenger RNA from Xylona heveae TC161, 620 nucleotides. RefSeq lists its product as hypothetical. The record is from RefSeq and is a predicted model, not a curated record. The transcript has a single exon. Lineage: Eukaryota; Fungi; Ascomycota; Xylonomycetes; Xylonales; Xylonaceae. Bases 132 to 530 code for a protein of 132 amino acids.